AUGUUUGUUAUAACCCCAAAUACUCUCUCUCUUGCUUUGGGAGUUUUAGACAUUAACUAUAACUACUAUAUUGACAAUACCUUAUUCACAAUACAAGGAGUGCAUAAGACUAAAAAAAAUGUCUACAACAGCACAACAGGUAAAUAUGAUUAAGUUUUUAACUCAAAAGUGUUUAGUUUAGUUAAUUGCACAGAUGACCAUGUUCCUGAUCCUCAACUAAGAGAGUUUUUUCUCAAGUCUGAAUUCUAUAUGCAUUAAUGCAUUCCAAAAGACUUGGUAGUUGAGAUUGAAGGAUAGUUCAAUUCUGAUUCUUACCAAGAACUAAACUUUUAUUUCUAUAAAUGCUCUGGAUAAGGCUGCAAAGAUGAAAAAGAAAUAGAUGCUCUGGUUGACAACAACUACAUCGAAUUAUUAUUCACAGAUGUCUACUUUGCACCUGAAAACAAAGAUGAUCCUUUUAUAAGAUAUUCAAGAGAUUUGUAUUGGAUUACUAGCUAAAAUCUCCCAAGAGAAGUUAACGUAUUUAUGAGAAAUAAUUACGUAGAGAGCGAUCUUGGAUGGGUCACAUCUGAUAUUUCAACAUAAACGUAUCCUUCAUUCAGCUAUAGUGAUAAUCAAAUAGUUGAUACUUCUAAUGGUUUUUUCUUUCAUUUAGUUGUAAGAUUUGAAAAAGAGAAAGAAAAUUUAUAUAAAAGGACUUAUGACAAUUUAUUUACAAUUAUGUCAUAAAUUGGUGGUUUUUCUCAAAUUUUGCUCACAAUUUUUUCAUUCCUUUGCUUGAGAUACUCAUAAAUUCACUUAGCUAGAUCUUUAAUUAACUAGUCUUUUGACUUUUAAGACAUAACGAAUAAACCUAAUUAGGGUAUUUUAAUUUCGAAUCCUACAUAAUAAUAAAAUAAUACAGAAACAAUUGAAAAUUAAGCACCUUAAAAUAGAUAAAUAAACAAAUUUUAUAAUCCCUCUUCAAUAAAAGAUAACUCAUAUUAACUAGCAUCUGCUUAGCGCGAUCCAGGUUCACCAGUUUUAAUUUCCGAUCACAAAGAUUCUAAGGAUUAUUACACCUAGCGAAAUGACCAUGAAGACGUGUCUUAAUAAAUAAGUAAAAGACAUACUCUAAGUGCAGGAAAAUAAUUGACUGAUGAAUAAAUUUUGAAUGAUUACAAUAAGCAAUAAGAAAUUAAUUAAAAUAGGUCAAACCUAAACUUUAAUAUUUUUUCUUAUAUGCUAUCUUUCAUAAGUAAGCUUAUUAAAAGUUUUAGAAAUAAAAAAUAGGUGAUAGAUUAUGGAUUCAAAGAGAUUGAUAAUAACUUAGACAUAGAGUAUAUCAUAAAAAAAUUUGUAGAAAUCGACAAAUUAAAAAGAAUCAUACUUAACGAUGACUAGCUUGCUUUAUUCAACUACAUUCCCAAACCAUAAAUUCUUUACAAAGUCGAUAAAUAGGGAGUUGUUAUUGAAAAAAAUUCAUUUUUUAAUAAAGAUGAUAACUUAAACGAUUUCGAAAAAUUCAAAUAGGCCAAGUAAAGUUUUAAAAAUAUUUUUGAAAAGCAAAAGCCUACAAAGAUAGACUACAGUAUUUUGAAUCUACUUGAUGCAAAAUAAUAUGAAAUACUAUGCAAUCAGUUGGACAAAAAUUAAUUCUAAUAGAAAUACAUGUAGAAACUCUCAGAAAUUCAAUUCUCAAAAAACAUCUAAAGCUAGAGUCAUGGAUCUCCAAAUUUGUUAGUUUGCAAAAAUAAUAUAGAUUUAGAAGAAUAAAUUUAAAUAGAUAAGUUUAAGUCUGAUGAUUUCUAGUUGUAAAAUAAAUUGAAUAGAUAUUCUACUCAUAUAAUGGUGAGAAAUCCUAGUAUUUAUUCUAGCAUUACAAACUAAGAAUAAAUAUAAGGUUACAUGUUUUAAGAUGCUGUAGAAGAGAAUCUCUGA
Messenger RNA from Tetrahymena thermophila SB210, 1920 nucleotides. Its product is annotated as ATPase, histidine kinase-, DNA gyrase B. The record is from RefSeq and is a predicted model, not a curated record. The transcript has 3 exons. Gene Ontology annotation, molecular function: double-stranded DNA binding. Gene Ontology annotation, biological process: reciprocal meiotic recombination. Gene Ontology annotation, cellular component: nucleus. NCBI's taxonomy places the organism in Eukaryota, Ciliophora, Oligohymenophorea, Hymenostomatida, Tetrahymenidae.